Messenger RNA from Drosophila novamexicana, 1352 nucleotides. RefSeq names its product probable glucosamine 6-phosphate N-acetyltransferase (gene Gnpnat). Gene Ontology annotation, cellular component: endoplasmic reticulum; Golgi apparatus; endoplasmic reticulum-Golgi intermediate compartment. The record is from RefSeq and is a predicted model, not a curated record. Gene Ontology annotation, molecular function: monosaccharide binding; glucosamine 6-phosphate N-acetyltransferase activity. NCBI's taxonomy places the organism in Eukaryota, Metazoa, Arthropoda, Insecta, Diptera, Drosophilidae. The coding region runs from base 572 to 1243 and encodes 223 amino acids. The transcript has 6 exons. Gene Ontology annotation, biological process: UDP-N-acetylglucosamine biosynthetic process.
UUGAACAGUUGUGCACAGGGUGCCGCACUUUAAAUACGCUUGCAGACAUAAUUAUAACAGAUGUGCCGAUUCUCCCUAUACAGUAGUCCGACAUUAAGAUUUUGCUCAUAUUUUAGAAGUAGAGAAAAGGUUGUAGAUGCCAAGUUCCAUAGUUAACUUGAAAGUUAAACUGAACUUUUUACUUAUGAUUCCCACUGGAAUAUACAUAUAAUGCAAAAGACAAAAAUAGUUCCUACUGCAAAAUUUGGCUCAACAAUAUGGCCUUAAUGCCUUCUUCAGUCGUGGCGCAUUACGUGAUUUAGAGAAUAUACCCUGUGCAAGUGUAUUUAAAAGACUACGCAUUUUACCGGUUUGCGCUGACGUUUGGAAAACAUGUUACCAAAGCAUAAAAAAAACCAGUCCAGCAGCCAACGAAAGCGAUAGCGCUGCAUGAAACCAGUUGCCAGAUACCAUUCCUGCUAGCGAUUUCAGUUGAUCGGCUGCCUAGCUGUUGUCUGUGCUCCGACUGCGCCGCAUUCUGGCUGUCAACCUUAUCAAUUGCUGACGUUGGCCUUUUUCGUAGACUUCGAAAAUGGUGCAAUAUACGCAGGAAACGUAUCUCUACGAUCCGAGCGUGUUGCUCAAGCUCGACUUUCAUCGCAGCCCAGCCAAAUUUCAGCCGUUCAUCUCUGCUGCCAAUCCAGGUGAGACGUGGCUGCAGGUGCGUCCGCUGAAGGAUACGGACUAUGAUCGCGGAUUUCUGCAGCUGCUGUCACAGCUUACGCAUGUGGGCAAUGUAACACGCACACAAUUUCUGACACGCUUCUCGCAGAUGAAGGCCAGCGGCGAUUACUAUGUGACAGUCAUUGAGGAUACGCGCAAGGGCGAGAUUAUUGGUGCCGCCUCGCUCAUCAUUGAGCGCAAGUUUAUACACAAUUGCUCAGUGCGCGGACGCCUAGAGGAUGUGGUAGUCAAUGACACCUAUCGCGGCAAGCAGCUGGGCAAGCUCAUUGUGGUCACAGUGUCGCUGCUGGCCGAGCAGCUGGGCUGCUAUAAAAUGUCGCUCGACUGCAAGGAUAAGCUCAUUAAGUUCUAUGAGACUUUGGGCUAUGUGCUUGUACCCGGCAACUCCAAUUCUAUGACCAUACGCUACGAUGAGGAUGCGUCGGCGUUGAAACGUAACACCACCUCCACGGCUGUCACUGGCGAUGCCUGCCAAACUAACUCACAAUUUUAUAACUUUUUCUCUCCCUUCUGCUACUGAAUGUGCGGCGGCGCGCCCAUUUUAAAUAAGUAAGGUUGUUGUUAUAAUGCCCUUCAAGAGCACGUUCAUCAAGUAGACAUAAUUUUCUAAAAAUAUAAAUAUCUAAAAA